ACAGGCAAAAGAAAAGAGGCACUUCCACAAUUCAUUUAUAUAAACUCCACACCCGUCUCCAUUCCUUUCUUAAAACAUCCCUCAGUUCAUCACAAUGGCCGCAGAGAAGGUUGAAACUGUCAUAGCCGGUAACUACGUCGAGAUGGAACGGGAAGAAACCGAUUCCAAGUCUGCUGAGAGUAAAUUAUCACAAUUGUUUUGGCACGGUGGCUCGGUCUAUGAUGCUUGGUUUAGCUGUGCUUCUAAUCAGGUUGCACAAGUGCUUCUGACACUGCCUUACUCAUUUUCACAACUGGGAAUGUUGUCUGGGAUUCUUUUUCAACUGUUCUAUGGCUUGAUGGGAAGCUGGACUGCUUACCUCAUAAGUGUCCUUUAUGUCGAGUACAGGACUAGGAAGGAGAGGGAAAAGGUUGAUUUCAGGAACCAUGUCAUUCAGUGGUUUGAAGUACUUGAUGGGUUACUGGGAAAACACUGGAGAAAUAUUGGCCUCUUUUUCAACUGUACUUUUCUUCUAUUCGGAUCCGUGAUUCAGUUAAUUGCUUGUGCAAGUAACAUCUACUACAUAAAUGACAAUCUCGACAAGAGAACUUGGACUUACAUCUUCGGAGCCUGUUGCGCCACCACAGUUUUUAUACCUUCAUUUCAUAACUACAGAAUCUGGUCAUUCUUAGGCCUUGUGAUGACGACUUACACUGCAUGGUAUCUAACCAUUGCUUCAUUUCUCCAUGGACAGGUUGAGGGAGUGAAGCACUCAGGUCCAACCAAAAUGGUUCUGUACUUUACUGGGGCUACAAACAUUCUUUACACCUUUGGUGGGCAUGCUGUGACAGUGGAAAUCAUGCAUGCAAUGUGGAAGCCACAGAAGUUCAAACUGAUAUACUUGUUUGCAACACUCUAUGUGCUAACCCUUACGCUACCGUCAGCUAGUGCUGUUUAUUGGGCAUUUGGGGAUAUGCUCCUUAACCAUUCAAAUGCCUUUGCUUUGCUUCCAAGGACUGGAUUCAGAGACAUUGCUGUUAUCCUCAUGCUCAUUCAUCAGUUCAUUACAUUUGGAUUUGCAUGCACUCCUCUAUACUUUGUGUGGGAGAAAUUCAUUGGGGUGCAUGACAUUAAAAGUAUUUACAAGAGAGCUCUGGCUAGGCUUCCAGUGGUCAUCCCCAUUUGGUUCCUGGCGAUUGUCUUUCCAUUCUUUGGCCCGAUCAACUCAACGGUCGGAUCGCUUCUUGUUAGCUUUACCGUCUACAUAAUUCCGGCACUAGCCCACAUGAUAACUUUUGCUUCUACAUCAGCUCGAGAGAAUGCAGUGGAGAGACCACCAUCAUUCCUGGGAGGUUGGGCAGGCUUAUACUCCAUGAACAUCUUUGUGGUAGGAUGGGUUUUGGUGGUUGGUUUUGGGUUUGGAGGGUGGGCAAGCAUGCUCAACUUUAUACGUCAAAUAGAUACAUUUGGUCUCUUCACUAAGUGCUAUCAGUGUCCUCCACACAAAGCUUGAAUUGAUUCCCAACUUCUGAAAAGAAGAUAGUUUACAGAAAGAAUUAAGAUAAGUAUGGAAGUGUGUAAAGGGAUUGGCAUUUGUACUUUUCACUUUCGAGUUUUUUUCUUUUGGGUCCUCUGUUCUUGUAAGAAUGUAAUGGUGUGUUGGUCAUCUUAAAAUUAACUGUUCCCUUUCUUUUUGUGGGAUUUUUUAUAAUAUUGAGUGCUUUGAACAAAAUUUAUUUACAUUGACGAACAUGUUAGUAUC
Ilex paraguariensis (yerba mate) is the source of this 1741-nucleotide messenger RNA. Lineage: Eukaryota; Viridiplantae; Streptophyta; Magnoliopsida; Aquifoliales; Aquifoliaceae. The record is from the annotation of a GenBank genome assembly.